AUGAGCCACGAACACAAUGCAUUCACGGCUGCCAACCGCGAAACUUGGGACUCAAAAGCAAAAGACUACGACGCCAAACCAUGGCAAAAGAAGAUAGCUGCACAAGUAGCUUCGGCAUUGGACACUCAUACUACCUGGCUAGCCGCAAACUGGAUUUCUGAGGGCAACAAAGAAUGCAGAUUACUGGACUAUGCAUGUGGGACUGGUAGUGUAACUAGAGCUUUGAGCUCCCAAAUCACACACGCAACAGGCCUAGACAUCUCAUCACAGAUGCUGCACCAAUACACAACUCUCCUCUCCUCAUCGCACCCUCAUCUUUCCCUCUCCACCGCAAUCACAGAUUUCUGCUCUACUGCAACACCCGAAUACUCGAAUACCUCAGCCACCUUUGGUUCUUCGGCGCAUUACGAUGUAGCAGGCGUAGCACUGGGUUUCCACCACUUCAGCGACCCUUCCCUCUGCAUUUCUAAUCUUUACGCUUCGCUGAAAAAGGGAGGAGUACUUUUUAUCGUUGAUUGGUUGCCCAAAGAGGUGAAGAGGGAUGAACAUAUUGGGUCUGCACAUGCACAUGCCCACCCUUCUGCUCAUUCCUCCAACCACUCUGCCCAACCCUCUGCUCAGCAAAAAGACAAAGAUACAGAAGAGUGGAAGAAGAUGGAAAAGACAAUCAAGACUAAUGGGUUUGGUGAGAGUGAUAUGAAGGCAUUUUUCGAAGGAGCAGGCUUCACGGACUUUGGAUUCGUGGUGUUGGAGGAGAAAUUCUUGUUGCAGAUGAAUGGGAAGGAAGUCGCCAAGACGGGGUUUGUUGCCAAAGGCAGGAAGGUGUAG
Molecule: messenger RNA, 828 nt
Organism: Aureobasidium namibiae CBS 147.97
Lineage: Eukaryota; Fungi; Ascomycota; Dothideomycetes; Dothideales; Saccotheciaceae
Product: S-adenosyl-L-methionine-dependent methyltransferase
Exons: 3
Coding region: 1-828 (275 amino acids)
Source: RefSeq, a predicted model, not a curated record